Molecule: messenger RNA, 849 nt
Organism: Nicotiana attenuata
Lineage: Eukaryota; Viridiplantae; Streptophyta; Magnoliopsida; Solanales; Solanaceae
Product: NAD(P)H-quinone oxidoreductase subunit U, chloroplastic
Exons: 5
Coding region: 45-722 (225 amino acids)
Cellular component (GO): chloroplast; NAD(P)H dehydrogenase complex (plastoquinone); chloroplast thylakoid membrane
Source: RefSeq, a predicted model, not a curated record
UCAAGAAGGAAGUAGAAACAUGGACAACAGAGUAACAAGAAGAUAUGGCUGCCACAGGAGCAACUCCCUACAUUUCCAGCAAAAAUUUCCUAUCAUCUCCAACAAUUACAAAUCAUUCUAGUAACAAUAUACCAGUAAUUAUCUCUAUUCCUUAUUUUGGUAAUUCCACCAAACGGAUUAGAAAUUUGCUUAUCGUUCAAAACUCCGACCGCAGCGAUGUAUCCACUGAAACCGCUACAGCAACAACUAAUGAAAUCUCAUCAGUUGAACUUCCACCUGGACCACCUUCUAUAAUCUCAGCUCUUAAUGUUGAAAAAGCUCUUCUUGGCAUAGCAAUAACAGAUAUAGAUCACUAUGACCGACUUGGACUUCCAAGAAAAUGUUCAUACAAUGAGGUACCAGUUGCGUACAAGAAGAAGGUUGAAGAAGUUAUGAAUGAGGGAUUGGAAGAAGUGGAGCUUAACAAGAAGCUUGAGCGCCUAAAAGAAUCAUAUUCAAUUUUGUCAACACCAGAGGAGAGAAGGCUGUAUGAUUGGAGCUUGGUAAGGAGUGAGGCACCGGAUAAAUACAAGUGGCCUUUUGAGGUUGAUAAAACUCCAAUGUCUACAGGAACUCCUCCUCCUCAGGAACCAGAGGAUGUGGAACCAACCAGAUUGGUGGGAUAUUUCUUUUUAGGUUGGUUUGUGCUGGCUGCCGUCUUAUCGAUUGCUUUUAAUCGUUAGAAAGUGAAUUAAGCUACAUCGAGUUUAUCCUGUAAAAAAUAUAGAAUGAUAUUCAUCUUCGUGUUGUAUAUAUACUUCGCCUUCGGUUGUUGCAUUUUAAUGAAAUUCAAAGCAAUCACUCAUCUAA